Molecule: messenger RNA, 4489 nt
Organism: Liolophura sinensis
Lineage: Eukaryota; Metazoa; Mollusca; Polyplacophora; Chitonida; Chitonidae
Product: zinc finger RNA-binding protein-like
Exons: 24
Coding region: 519-3362 (947 amino acids)
Cellular component (GO): precatalytic spliceosome
Molecular function (GO): single-stranded RNA binding; zinc ion binding; double-stranded RNA binding
Source: RefSeq, a predicted model, not a curated record
GGGCAGUUCAGCCUUCAGUGAUAGUAUUUCAUUCUCCCCAGAUUUCUGAUUAUGUCAGGUGUGUCUUACAGCACACCUAGACUUUGUUUGCUAGGCGUGGGAGUGUGAGAGUAUACCUUAAAUUUGACAGCCUUGUACUUAAACACUCUCAUAAAUUUAUUUCCGCUGCGUAAUAGUAAUAAACCAUUUUUAGACAGACCUCAGUACAUGUAUUUUCUUGUCCCCCUAAUCGAUUGCAAUUGGUAGAUGGUUUAACAGAACCAGACCCACACAUGUAGAUAUCAGCGGUUCUAAGUAGAUAACGAGAAGGUGAAGACGGUGAAACGGUCACAUAUCUUAGUUGGGAAGGACUGGACGGCUUGGGCCAGACUUUCCCCGCACUUAAAUAGUAACAGACGAAUCGUUUAAAGCGAUCUUCAGCAAGCCCUGGCUACGCCUCAGACUGGCUCCCACAAAGCCCCUUGUUUCUGAUUAACCCUGCUCAGUUCCAGCCUGUUCUCCCCAGCAAAAAGCGCUUGAUGAAUAUGGCACAUUUUGUCUACCCGGCAAUAGCCAAUAGUGGGCAGGCUGCAACUGCUUACCCUGCGGCGCAGCCAGCUUAUGUUGCUGCUGCCCCUCAGGCUGCAUAUGCCACUGCAGCCCCACGAGCUGGACAGACGUACGACAGCUACCAGACAGCUCAUGCCCAACAGUAUGCCUACACUACUAGAACUCCUGUGGCAGUGACGCCUACUGCUGCUUAUGAUCAAAGUAAAGCAUAUUAUCAGCCAACACAAGCUGCAUCAGCAUACACAGCAGCUGAGACCCACUACCAAGCAGCCAAGCCUGCCUACACAACUUCUACGUACAACACAACCCAGCGGCAAGCAAGCAGUCAGAAACCUCAAGUUCAGGUGAGCUCAACGCCGGCGGGCACAUAUGUCUACCCGGCAACGACCACGCCCGCGGUAACCACCUACAACAACCCAACAACUUACGCAACCACAGCCACCUCCUCGUCUUACUCAGGUAAGGCACAACGGUAUGAUGCUGCUCUGUACUCUGCAGCCACCAACUAUUACCAACAACAACAGGCUGCCAAGGCCGCGGGAGGCUGGAGCGGGUUCAAAAAGCAGAACACGUUCGGUCAGAACAAACAGAAGCCUAAGGGACCCCCAAAACAGCCCCAGCUACAUUACUGUGAUGUUUGCAAGAUUAGCUGUGCUGGUCCACAGACGUACCGAGAGCAUUUGGAGGGCCAGAAGCACAAGAAAAAGGAGCAGGCCAUGAAGCAGGGUCUACCGAGUCAGCCAGGCAGCCGUGGGCAGAACCAGCUGAGGUGUGAGCUCUGUGAUGUUACCUGCACUGGCUCGGACGCCUAUGCUGCUCAUAUCCGGGGAUCAAAGCAUCAAAAGGUCCUGAAGCUGCACACAAAGCUUGGUAAGCCCAUUCCGUCUACAGAGCCUGUAGUAGUGUCGUCAAACACCCAACCAGCUCUGUCCACAACAGCCAAGGCCAACACGACCACCACACCCACCUCUGUUACCAUGGGAGCCAAGGUCCUCCCCAAGGCGAAGCCAGAGGUCCCAGUCAAGAAAGUGCUGCACACACCCAAGAUCACUUUUGUUGGAGGCACCCAGCUGAAGACAACCGGGGUGAAGACUGAGGAAGUGAAAGCUGAGCCGAAGGUGGAAACUUCCUCCAGCACCAGCUCUCUGUCCACUCCAGAAGCAAAAGUCAGUGAUGAAAAGAUUGACCUACUGGAGGACAAGGACGUUCAACCUGUUGGUUUUGAAUACAUUGAUGAGAUCAAGAAUGACCAGGGUAAAACCAUCAGUUUCCACUGCAAGCUGUGCGAGUGCAAAUUUAAUGACCCAAACGCAAAAGAGAUGCAUAUGAAGGGACGACGCCACCGCCUGCAAUUUAAGAAAAAAGUGGAUCCAACACUGCUGGUGGAGGUGAAGCCAAGUAUCCGUGUGAGGAAGGCUCAGGAGGAGAAACUGAGGCGGCAGGCCCAGAAGGAGGAGUACUGGAGGAGACGCGAGCAGGAGGAGCGAUGGAGGGAGGAGAUGAGAAUGGAGGAGGAGAUGUACUGGGAGGAGCGCAGGAGAUACGAAGAGGAGAUGGAUUACUAUGAGUGGCAGAGACGCCAAGGACGCCCAGGACCCGUACCUCCAAGGCCCUUCCCACCUAUGCCCCCGUCAGGUCCAGGGAUGCUGAGGAAGCCAGAGACCAUGGAUGACCGUCAUGUGAUGUCCAAACAUGCCAGCAUCUACCCCAAUGAGGCAGAGCUUCAGGCCGUACAGAACAUUGUUUCCUGUUGUGAAAAGGCUCUCAAGCUGGUGUCGGAUUAUUUGGCAGAAAGUGAUGCUCCUAAAACUAUGGAAGUUGACAAAGAGAAAGAUGCAGCUAAGAAAGAUGGAGAGAAAGAUGGGGAGAAAGAGGAAUCUCCGGCUGCUGCUGCCCCCCGGGUCUUGAAGGGUGUGAUGAGGGUAGGCGUGUUAGCUAAGGGCCUGUUACUCCAUGGAGAUCUCAAUGUCAACCUGGUGGUGCUGUGUGCCGAGAAGCCGACUCGCACGCUGCUAGAGAGGGUAGCAGAUGGCUUGCCCAAACAGAUGGCUACUGUAACGGAGGACAAGUAUGAAGUGAAGCGAUGUGUGGAGGAGGCUGCCAUUAUUGUAUCCAAUGAUACAGAACCGAAGACGUCGUGUACCAUCACGCUUACCUCCCCUAUCAUGAGAGAGACUGCCACAGCGGAGGCUUCUGGAGAGACUGUAAGCACGAAAGACCCCCCGGAUGUUCUGGACAGGUUAAAAUGCCUGGAUGCUCUAGCAGCACUUCGACAUGCUAAGUGGUUUCAGGCUAGAGCCAAUGGCCUGCAGUCCUGUGUGGUUGUAAUCCGGAUACUGCGAGAUCUCUGUCAACGUGUACCCACCUGGACCCCGCUCAACGAAUGGGCCAUGGAACUGCUGGCAGAGAAGUGUGUGAGCUCUGGUGGGGCCAAUAUGAACCCAGGAGAUGCUCUCCGGCGGGUGUUCGAGUGUAUCGCAUCAGGCAUUCUCUUACCAGGUAACCCCGGGCUGUAUGACCCGUGUGAGAAGGACCCAACGGAUGCUGCUCAGUCCCUGACCAAUCAGCAGAGAGAGGUGAUUACAGCCUCUGCUCAGCAUGCUCUACGACUCAUUGCGUUCCGUCAAAUACAUAAAGUGUUGGGCAUGGACCUAUUACCACCCCCAAGGUCUAAUCGGUACUACUCAAGGAAGAGAAGGCGCACAAAUAGUGCUGGGGAGGCAGCUGAAGAUGGUGGAGAGAAGAAAGAAAAGAAGGAAGGAGAAGAGGAGGAUUCUAGCAUGGAUCCUGCUGCCAGCCAGACCUCUGCUUAACUCUGUCAGUGUGCGUGCUGGGCAUGAUAUCCCAAACUUACGCCAGUUCUUUAAUUAGUCCUACAGAGAUUUUGACCGACGGCCUCCAGCAGGCUAGCCAGCCUGCCCUCUGCUCGUUAAGAGAACUUCUUUAUCUAAUGGCUAAUUGCAUUUGCCUAUGUUUUGGGCUUUUGUCUUAGCUGGCUGUUGCAUUUUAAGGUUUUGCUGCUUUAAGCAACACAAUCGUGAGUGAUUCAAACUGUACGUAUAUUUAGUUGAAUUCUUUGUCAACAUUUUUAUGCCAUGAUAUUGGCGUUUGCCGAGACCGUGACCUUAGUUUAGGUUUGCAUCUGUGCGUACAGUUUGUCCACUGGAACUGCCUCUGAGCAUUAUAAAGAGCAGUGUAGUGGAAUACAACAUUUGCAAAUUGUUACCUUGAAAGCGUAAAAAUUCUAAAUAAUUUUACCCGAGUAGUUUGUUAUUGAUGAAGUUAUGAGCAAGCGUCACAGGUUGAGAAUCAGUGAUUUUAUAUCAAGGUUUCUAAUUCAUGAGCUGUCAUAUUUAUCACACUAAUUACAUUGCCUUUUUUGUGGGCGCCUUCAUUUUGUGCUGUAAACAGUCUCUUAACUUAAGAUUUGGCACCAGUGUCAGUUUACAGGACCAAACACUGGUUUAUAUGUUGUAAGUGUAGCAGUCAUGUUAUGCUAUGCUGACAAAUUCUUGAUUUGAUGAUAGUACACAGAUGCACUGUUUUGUCUUUAUUGAGUUUGACAGCUAAUUUUAGUUGCCUUUUAUUUUGAUCAUCUUGCACAUAUCCAGAUAAAAUAAAAGGUCAUGUGCAGAAACAUUUUUCUGUUGUCUUAUUAGUCCGGGUAGUUUUGUCAGAGAUAUUAAGCAAUUUCUCAAAUCAGGGAAAUCACUCUGGACGCGGCUCAUUUACACAAAAGUAUGUAAAUGGAUUUUUAGCUUGCCAUAUUCUGAGCGACAGCAUCCAUUGACAGGGAAAGCAAUAAUAAACAAUGUUAUGAGUGUUAUCUUAAAAAAUACUACAAAUAUUGAGCUCCGGUUUUUCACGCAACACAAGGGGGACCUUCCAUCAUUCAUUUGCUCUGUGCAUAUUAAUUAUUGUAUUAAAAUUACAAAAUUCA